GGGGCAAACUAUGUGCUUGUUCACUUGUUCUUCUUUGGAUCUUACUUACAUCAUGGUCGUAUUUCAAAUUUCUGCAAAUUCCGUUUCCAUGCGUUUGUAAAGUGUAAAGCGGGAUUGACUAUUGUUGGAAUAAUCAAUAUGCUGUUCCAAUUCAUGGGGCAAUCCAUUCAGUUUAGAUUGGUGGAAGUAAGCGAAAAAGAAAAAUCUGAAUUAAGCCAACUUAUAAAAGCCAACGGAGGAGUCGUAUCGGAAAACUCUUUGAUAAAAUUUACUAGCAGAAAUGCUCACAUAGAAGACGGAGAUCUAUAUCUUGUGGAUUUCAUAUACGAUUGCGUAAAGCAGAACAAGAUCUUGGACAUUACAAAAUAUAAGUAUGGAACUAAGGGGAUUGGAUGUCCGAUGAGCCAGUUAUUGACAGGAAGCGCAUCCUGCAUGGCGUUCACCAACAUGGAUGCUACGUUUUGUCCUUCACAUCAAUCCACAUUAUUGGAUAACAGCGUCAGAAUACGAAAACUUGUUGACGAUCAAGUCAGAAUACAAAAUGAGCAUGAUUAUGGUGAUAAUAUUAUGAGAGAGAUACGUCCCUCUUACAUCCAAUAUGAAGAAAUAGUGCUGCCGACAACAGAUACCGAAGGCUCCAUACCAGACUCAAUGUAUUAUCCUGACGAAUCUCAUUCACAAAACAGUUGUCUGCGGGCAGAUAGUAAUGUUGAAAAUCAAGAAACGUUAGGGGGCGAACUGGUUACUGAUGUUCCAUCACCGGCGAGAUUCGAAGAGAAAAGUUACGACGGCGCUUCAAAUGAGGUGAAUCCUGAAAAUGGAAGAGAUAUCGAAAAUAUUCAUUCCCAGGAUGAUUCCGACCCGAUCAGGAGACUUGGCCGAACAAGAAUAGAAGAUAUUCUCAGAAGAGAUAAUUUUCGAUUGACUUCUUCCGACAGUGACGAAACAAUUGAGAAUGCCUCAUCAUGGAUUGAAUGCAGGCGAAAAAAAUCGUACAAGCCGAGUAGUAAUGAUGAUACGGCAUGGUCAUCGUCACAAGACGAAAAAGCAACUAAUGUCAAAAGUCGGAAAAAAGAUAUCAGACAACAGCCAAGCUGCUCCAACUGGACAGGAACUAAAAAAUUUGCAUCCAAGAAUAAACCUUCAAUACAAGAAAGACUGACAAGAAAAAGUGAGAAUGAAAUAAUUAUCGCAACUGACAGUGAUUCUGAUGUGUCAGAGGUGGGUCCCAAUCGUCUUCCAAAUCCUACCAAUAAAGUCCGUCAAUGUAAUAGAAUAUUACAAUCGACAGCAAAACGACAUCGUCCUAUACACAGAAAUUUUGAUAACUGGGAACAGCAAGAGAUGGUAAAUUACCUAAUCAAAAACAGCUGUAUCAGUGAAGCACGUGGAAAUAGAGUAUGGAAGCAGAUGAUCGAUGAAGGGCUGCUGAAGCACAGAACUGUUCACUCCCUCAACAAUCACUUUCGGAGAUACAUCCUGCCAAAUAUUCAUCUAUAUAGAAUGAGUAAAGAUAGUCGAGAAGAGUUCGACCUUCUUAAACAAUAGGUUUCAUUGUAUCAAAUAAAAAGAGCUAUUAUUUUUCUA
This is a messenger RNA of Neodiprion fabricii, 1587 nucleotides long. RefSeq lists its product as uncharacterized. Bases 139 to 1548 code for a protein of 469 amino acids. The record is from RefSeq and is a predicted model, not a curated record. The transcript has 10 exons. NCBI's taxonomy places the organism in Eukaryota, Metazoa, Arthropoda, Insecta, Hymenoptera, Diprionidae.